UAAAUCGAACACCUACUUGUAAUCCUCUGAGAGGCAGAAGUUAGUCCAUAAGAGAGAGAGUGUGCGAAAGAGACAGGAAGAGAGGCCUGCGAGUGGCCUUGACGGUGACCCAUGAGUGGGUCUUCGACAUGGCGAGAUACCACCGCAGCAAGGGCCGCUGUCUCCUCCCCUUUUUCUGCAGCCUCUCAUUUUCCCUCAACCUAUUGGUCAGUGGUCUCUGAAACUCCCACCGACGGACCCAAUCGGAGCUGCGAGGAGGAGGGAGGAAAUCCAGAUCUCAUCCCUCGUCGAACUUAAGAUUGGAGGAGGAGGAGGAGGCGAGGAGGUGAGAUCGGAGAGGGAUGGCGAGGGAAAAGAUACAGAUAAAGAAGAUCAGCAACGCGACGGCGAGGCAGGUCACGUUCUCGAAGCGUCGAAGGGGGUUGUUCAAGAAGGCGGAGGAGCUAUCGAUCCUGUGCGAUGCGGAGGUAGCGCUCAUCGUCUUCUCCUCCACAGGCAAGCUAUUUGAGUUCUCCAGCUCCAGCAUGAAGGAAAUACUCGAAAAGCAUACCACACACUCGAAGAAUUUGGAGAAAGAAGAAGCACCAUUGAUAGACUUAAACUUAGAUGAUAGCAACUAUACAAGCCUGAGCAAUCAAAUUGCAGAUGCAAGCCUUCAAUUAAGGCAGAUGAGAGGAGAAGAGCUUCAAGGGUUGACGAUCCACGAGCUGCUGUGGCUGGAGAAAACCCUCGAAGAGGGAUUAAGAAAGGUCCUGGAAACAAAGGGUCAACAUAUCAUGGAGCAGAUCAACGAUCUUCAAGAAAAGGGGAAGAAGCUGAUGGAAGACAAUGAGAAACUGAGGAAGCAAGUAGUAAUGAUGGCCAGGGAGGAGAAACAGCUCGUGACUGAAUCAGAAAACAUCACAUAUGAAGAUGGGCAGUCGUCUGAAUCAGUUUCUAAUGCUCUGCAGUUAAGAAUGCCUCAGGAUACUGAUGAUAACUCUCACACUACACUGCAACUAGGGUUGCCAGUGUCAAAGUGGCUGUGACCGUGAGAGUUCUCUGGACAUAGAGCUGCAGGAUUAUAGUUGUCGUGGAUAUGUGCACUCCUAUAUGAUGAAUGAGUAUAUAACAUAACGUUUCCUGCUAACUACGCUGUGGUAAACGACUCCUAAAAGUAUAUGAGCAGUCUCUUGUGUGAUUGAUGACAUCACUGAGCAUUCAAUAAUCUUAGUUGGCUA
This is a messenger RNA of Musa acuminata AAA Group (dessert banana), 1220 nucleotides long. Its product is annotated as MADS-box transcription factor 22-like. The record is from RefSeq and is a predicted model, not a curated record. Gene Ontology annotation, cellular component: nucleus. Lineage: Eukaryota; Viridiplantae; Streptophyta; Magnoliopsida; Zingiberales; Musaceae. The transcript is spliced from 9 exons. Gene Ontology annotation, molecular function: DNA-binding transcription factor activity, RNA polymerase II-specific; RNA polymerase II cis-regulatory region sequence-specific DNA binding; protein dimerization activity. Gene Ontology annotation, biological process: positive regulation of transcription by RNA polymerase II. The coding region runs from base 342 to 1028 and encodes 228 amino acids.